Messenger RNA from Cynoglossus semilaevis (tongue sole), 3620 nucleotides. RefSeq names its product transmembrane protein 184B-like. The record is from RefSeq and is a predicted model, not a curated record. The transcript is spliced from 10 exons. NCBI's taxonomy places the organism in Eukaryota, Metazoa, Chordata, Actinopteri, Pleuronectiformes, Cynoglossidae. The coding region runs from base 555 to 1835 and encodes 426 amino acids.
CACUUAGACGAUGUUAGCAGCUGUUGACUAAUGUUGUGGCUCAUUUGUCUUUCAUUUAUGAAUACAUUUUUAAUAAGCAUAAAUGUUUCAUAAGUACACAUUCAAAUGUCCAGGAAGAUCCAGCAGGUGUUGCGAAAAUGAACCUUUGGAAAAUAAUUGGAACACAAUCUUCCAUUUAUACAGAAAAGCUAAUAUCCGAUGGUCCAUAUUAAUAUCAAGGGCAAUGUGAAAAUACAUUACAAAAAAAACCAAACACAAAUGUGAAUUUUAUUCAAGUCGAUACACAUCCACAGCUUCCACGUUGUCACUGUUUGAUUGAGGCCUUGGCAGCACUGUGAGUCAUCCAUGAUCACACCGAGGGCUGGCCUAUAUUUAGCUGCAGUGCAGGGGAGUUUGAAAGCCUUCGUGAAAUUAGUUUUCACUGUGAAUGAUUACAUUAUCUCCCAACUGGAAUCCAUCUCCAAGACAGAAGAGAGAGAGAGAGAGAGAGAGAAACCUGCUGCGAUGGACCAGGUUAGAUGAUGUGACCUCCAGAAGUUGGACUGUUAUAACUAAUGAGGCGACUCUUGCAGCAGGACAUACUGUUGUCCCAAAGGUUAGGGAAUGACUCUCCGGUCGGCUUCGCCCCGGGCUCUCCGGCCACUGCGGCCCCCCAGGUGUCCAACUCUUCCUUUGUACCCGAGGCCCCGGUGGUCACUCCCGAGCAGCCAUUUUUCCUCAUGACCUCCACUGCUCAAACCAUAUCGGGUUUUUUCGUCUGGACAGCUCUUCUUAUCACGUGUCACCAGAUUUACAUGCACCUGCGUUACUACAGCUCCCCAAACGAACAAAGGCACAUCGUCCGGAUUCUCUUCAUCGUCCCGAUCUACGCCUUUGACUCUUGGCUCAGCCUUCUGUUCUUCACUAACGAGGAGUACUACGUGUACUUCGACACGGUCAGAGACUGCUAUGAAGCCUUUGUCAUCUACAACUUCCUGAGUCUGUGUUACGAGUACCUGGGAGGAGAGAGCGCCAUCAUGGCCGAGAUCAGAGGGAAGCCGAUAGAAUCCAGCUGUGUCUAUGGAACCUGCUGUCUGUGGGGGAGGACCUACUCCAUUGGUUUUCUCAGGUUUUGCAAACAGGCAACGCUGCAGUUCUGUGUGGUCAAACCCCUGAUGGCCAUUAUCACCGUCAUCCUUCAGGCCUUUGGAAAAUACAGAGACGGAGACUUUAAUGUGGCGAGCGGCUACUUGUACGCGACCAUCAUCUACAACAUCUCCGUCAGUCUGUCGCUCUACGCUCUCUUCCUCUUCUACUUCGCCACCCGUGAACUGCUGGUUCCCUAUAGCCCCGUUCUCAAGUUCAUCAUGGUCAAAUCCGUCAUCUUUCUCUCCUUUUGGCAAGGAAUGCUGCUGGCCAUCCUGGAGAAGUGCGGCGCAAUCCCCCGGAUCAACUCUGCGGACUUCUCCGUGGGCGAGGGAACGGUUGCCGCCGGUUACCAAAACUUCAUCAUCUGCAUCGAGAUGUUCUUCGCAGCCGUCGCUCUGCGUCACGCCUUCACCUACAAAGUCUACAUGGAUAAGAGGCUGGACUCGUACGGCUCAUUUCCCAUCUAUGGACAGUACGGUCGUUGUGCUCCCAUGAAGAGCAUCUCCAGCAGCCUGAAGGAGACCAUGAAUCCAGGAGACAUGGUCCAGGAUGCCAUCCACAACUUCUCGCCGGCGUAUCAGCAGUACACCCAGCAGUCCACCCUGGAGCGCGGCGGGGGUCCACCUCUGUCCCGCAGCCACAGUAACAUCAGCACCCGUGGAGAUAAUGAGAAGACCCUCCUGCUCAGCUCCGAUGACGAGUUCUGAGUCCCAGACGCACUCGGAAGGUCACACGAUGAGGUUUAGGGAGGAUCGGGAGACGUGACAGAUUUUUUGUUAGGACCUGGUUAUCGUAGAUCAGAUUCAGUUUUUGGUUUUAAGAUCGGAAAAUCUGUGAGUGUCACCGAGGCCAUUAGUGACAGAAUGUUUCUGUGCUGAAUAACCACACCUGCUGAGCAUCCUUAUUAUUAUACACUUUAGACUCCCUGGCAAACAAACACCCAUACAAACAGUGUGGUGUGUGUGACAGAAUCCAAGUGCCAUGGUAAACAGAGGUACACGCCUCCUCCUCCUCCUCCUCUUCUUCCUCACUUUAGUUUCUAUAUCGACUGCUCUUCAUCAGCUUUCUGCCAACUCUGUCGCCUAUCGAACCGUUGCCAAAUAGAGGGAGCAGCGACCCCUGCACUUCACUUAGUGAGGCACACUAUAUUUAGAGACUUAGAGAACACAAGGGAGCCUUCCUUUUCGCUGUGCUUCAGUUUAAUGUAUAACAAUCAAAUUGCAAAUAUUUUUUUAUUUAAAUGCCGUAUGACCUUGGAGGUUGAACUCAUUUAGUCGGAGUGGAAAUGUCUUAUUUCGUAAUUAUUACAAAUAUAUGAAUUGUAUGUUUUGUGAAUUAGUAUGUAUAAGUGGAUAACACGUGUUUUGGUUUGUGUGUGUGUGAGUGUGUGAGACCGCUGCUGUCGGCCUGUCUCAGGCUCUCUGCUUGACUUUACUGUUUGUGGGAAACUAAAAGAACAUCCGUGGGACAGAUUUUAGUUCCGUCUUUGGGACUGGAGGAAGGACAGUGUCCACUCAGAUUACAGAUUACAGAUUACUGCAGGAGCAAAGCUUCACAGAGAAGCGGCCCGGCUGAGUUGUGCUGUGGAUUAUAAACCUAAAUUAGGGACGUUAUAAGAAACACAGAUUAGACCCGGCCUGUGCUGACACUGCCUUCAAAAGCAUUGAGGUGUUUGGACCUGGGACAGAAGUAAAAAAACAAAACAAACAUUUAUUAAACUAAAACUGUCCCAGAAAAAGUACAUGGGCAUUAACAACACAAUGAAGGGAACUUCACAUUUUAAUGUUUUUAAAGGGCACUACUGUUACAAAAUGUUAUCACUUUAUAUUUAAUUUUCUUUUUUUUUUCUCGCAGCGUUGAAGUUGUCCGUAGUCGCCGGUUGUAAAUAUUUGACUUUCUCUUGUUGUGCUUUUGUUGAAAGCAGAAUCCAAACAAAUGGACUUCCUUUUAUUGACCUCAGGUAAAGGGACGCUAGAAAACCAAGUACAAUACGAUGAAGAACAUUUUUCCUCCUGAGUAAUGAAUGUAGUGAGAUGAAACACGUCCUUUCCUACACUUUACAAUUAAGUGAGAUAUUCACUUUUUCUAUCUCUACUUUUUGUCAAACAUACUGAUGUGAAGAUAAGAUCUGAAGCUUCUUGACUCUCAGAUGAUAGUGAAGAUUAUGGCAGUUCAUGAGUUGAAUGCCGGGAUGUGAAAAAUGAAAUAAAUAUAUGAUCCAGAAAUGUUUAUUACAUAAGUGAAAGAAAGUUGCACAUUAAGUAAAACUAAACACUGAACGGCCAAUAUGAUGAUGACUGAAAUGACAAGGCCUGGUACAGGGCUUUGUUUUGAAAUAUUUUAGUGCUCUAAUGUUUAUUUUGUUUCGAUUUCAUGUAUAUUCUUGUUCUGUUCUAUACUUUUGCUUUGUAUAUUGGUAAAAUGUCAUGCUUUGAUGCUAUAUUGUUUCUGUCAGUGUUGAAAUUAAAAUAAAACGAGAAUGGAAGAACAAA